CUGGUUAUCUAAACAUUUAAUUUUUCUUUUAGAAUUAUUUGGAUAAAUCGGUAGUGCGGCAGUUUAUACAACUACGAGCAGAUUUUCGAUUUAUCAAGACCACAAACUAUCUCAAAGGCAUAAUGGAAUGAAUCCAAAACCCAACGAUGAUGUACACCAACAUUUAUUAUUAAUAAACACUGUAAUCAAAAUAUAGCAUAAGUAAAAAUAACUAAACAAAUGUUACUUCAAACAAGAGGAAACCAGUUUGGAAGCAAUAGUAGCCGUAAGUUUUUUUCAUUAUCUAUUUCAUUUUAUUAUCUUCCCUACUGACUGGAGUCGCUUUUUAUUCGCCAAAUGAAAUCAAUGAACUGCAUUGCUGAUUAGAAAAGAAUAAGAAGGAAAAAAACAAAACAAAACCGUAAAGCAAUCAAUCAAUUACUGUCAUUAAAAAUAGCUACCGAAGCAGGUGCAAAACUGUUGGCUAAUCAGCCCACUUUCGCCAGUUAUGUAUGGAGCGUUAUAUGUACAUUCUGCUGUGCUAAAAAGAAAUAUUUUAUUACAUACUACCAUUCCUAAUUUGUGUGCAUUAUUAGUAGUUUGUGAAAAGCCAAAGCUAAACGUAUUAUCAUAGACAUCGACGAAAGCAACGAAAGUAGUAAACAAUGCGUUUAAAGUUUUUUUACUUUAUACUAUUAUAUCUCUACGAGAUGAUAUCGAUCGCAUUAACGGCUGGACGUUCGCUCGGUCUACAAUCUGCGUCAAAAGCAAUUUACAGGAAAUUUUUAAGCUUGCAUACUCUGCCCUUUGAAGACUGCGGUUCUCAUUAUGAUCUACUAUACGUCAGCGUUUCCAGCUGUUCUACGAUCCCUUGCCCAAUGUCGCGUGGUUCGACGGUAACAGUAAAAGUGAUUUUUGAUGAUAACGAAGAGGAUGUAGCAUUUCUAAAACAUAAGGUACGUUGGAUCUUCAAUGCAGUCAAAACAGAUGCUGCUAUCACUCCAGAGUCUUGCGACGACAACGAUAAUUGUUUAAUUGACGAAAGCAAUGGAAAGUCUUAUAUUGCUGAAGUUUUCGUGAACAAUACUCUCCCCAAUAUACGUGGCACGAUGACUUGGAUGGCUGUAAACCAAAAUAAUCUUGAAGUAAUUUGCUUUAAAAUACCAGUUGUUAUUAUGUAAAUACCAAAUAAAUAAAUUCAAAAUUUGUGUAAUCUGAAAUAUAUGUACAUAUGUAUCGAUUUA
Rhagoletis pomonella (apple maggot) is the source of this 1223-nucleotide messenger RNA. RefSeq lists its product as uncharacterized. The coding region runs from base 645 to 1160 and encodes 171 amino acids. The transcript has 4 exons. Gene Ontology annotation, biological process: sterol transport. The record is from RefSeq and is a predicted model, not a curated record. NCBI's taxonomy places the organism in Eukaryota, Metazoa, Arthropoda, Insecta, Diptera, Tephritidae. Gene Ontology annotation, molecular function: sterol binding.